Molecule: messenger RNA, 1146 nt
Organism: Microsporum canis CBS 113480
Lineage: Eukaryota; Fungi; Ascomycota; Eurotiomycetes; Onygenales; Arthrodermataceae
Product: epoxide hydrolase
Exons: 1
Coding region: 1-1146 (381 amino acids)
Molecular function (GO): hydrolase activity
Source: RefSeq, a predicted model, not a curated record
AUGGCGGCGCUUCCACCUCUUCCUCUGCCCGAUGGCGUCUCGUCCAGACAGCUCGAUACGGCGCCUCGAGGGAUAUCAUUCCAUGUGCUCGAAGCAGGAUACUCGCCCGGCCAUGACAGGCCGCUUAUCCUGCUGCUACACGGCUUCCCGGAGCUGGCGUUCUCGUGGCGGAAAAUGAUGCCUCUGCUGGCGGCUGCUGGAUACUAUGUCGUUGCCCCGGAUCAGCGUGGCUUUGGACGCACGACCGGCUGGGAUACGCGAGACUUUGACAAUGUCGAUCUACGUGAUUUCGAAGUGACGAAUCUUGUCCGGGACAUGGUGGUGCUGGUGCAUGCGCUCGGAUACAAGAGCGUAGAGUGUGUCGUGGGACAUGACUUUGGUGCCGUCGUUGCUGGCUACUGUGCGCUUGCAAGACCGGAUUUCUUCAAGCGGGCAGCCUUCAUGAACCAUCCGUUUGUCGGGGCGCCGGAUCUCUCGAGCUCUCGCGGAGGUGGGGAGGAAGAUACGAUACACCGGGACCUGGCGGCGUUGAAUCGAAAACACUACAAGUGGUACUACUCUACACGGCAGGCGAGCUCGGACAUGAACAGACCGGCCCAGGGCCUGCAUGCCUUUCUACGAGGGUACUUUUACCUCAAAAGUGCUACAUGGCUGCUCAACAAGCCUGUCGAGCUCCAGGCAUGGACGGCCUCCGAGCUAGCAAAGAUGCCGGACUACUACGUCAUGCCGCUCUAUGCGUCCAUGCCGGAAGCCGUUGCGUUCAAUGUGGCUCUGGAGACUCCUCUGCCCGUACAGGAAUCGUGUGCCUGGCUGUCAGACGCGGAGCUGUCUGUUUACGUGGACGAAUUCUCACGUACGGGUUUUCAGGGCGGCUUGAACUGGUACCGUGUGGCCACCUCGUCGGCUCCAGACUUCAAGCGAGAUCUAGACCUGUUUGCUGGGAGAAAGAUUGACUGCCCGUGUCUGUAUAUCGGAGGAGCAAAGGACUGGGGAACGUACCAGGUUCCCGGAGCCAUAGAGAAGCUGGCCAACAGCGUCUGUGAUGACUUUUGCGAGGUAAUAGUCGACGAUGCAGGGCAUUGGCUGGCGCAGGAGAAACCUCAGGAGGUCGUCGAUGCUCUCGCGGCUUUUAUACAUUGGCAAUAG